AUCCCUCUCCUUCUCUCUCUCUCUCUCUCUCUCUGACCAGUAACCAUGGCCUCCGACUCUUUCAACAACGGCCCUUCCUCGCCGGAUGACUCCAUCUCCAGCCCAAUCGGCAACACCUUCUCUUCUCCCGCCGCCCGCCAGAGACGCCGCCGCAGAUCCGUCACCCCCACCGCAUUCGCCACCCCUCCGGCCUCCCGCUCCCGCUUCGCCGCCUCCGAAACAACCCCGACCCCAACCUCUCGCACUCACCGCACCAACGCGCGCACCCCGUCCUCCACCGAUGACGCGCCGCCGUCCUCCGAGGCCGGCGACAGCUACGGCAUGGACGAGGACCGGCCCACCUACGUCUGGGGCACCAACAUCAGCGUCAAUGAUGUCAAAACCGCCAUUAAUAGGUUCCUGAAGAAUUUUCGGGACCAAUCGCAGAGCUCGGAGAGCGAGUAUGUUACUGAAGGGAAGUACAUUGAGGCAAUUAAGAGGAUUCUGGAAGUGGAAGAAGAGUCUCUCGAUGUGGAUGCUCGAAAUGUGUUCGAUUACGAUCCUGAUUUGUAUGCUAAGAUGGUCAGGUACCCUCUUGAGGUUCUUGCCAUUUUCGACAUUGUUUUGAUGGAAAUGGUGCCUGUUAUAAACCCCUUGUUUGAGAAGCACAUUCAGACUCGGAUUUUCAAUCUCAAAACAUCAACUUCCAUGAGAAAUCUGAACCCGUCUGACAUUGAGAGGAUGGUUUCGAUAAAGGGAAUGAUUAUCCGGUCCAGUUCGAUAAUACCCGAGAUAAGGGAAGCAAUAUUUAGAUGCCUCGUGUGCGGCUACUACUCCGACCCUCUUCCUGUAGAGAAAGGGAAAAUAAACGAACCUCAAAGGUGCAUGAAAGAAGAGUGUCAAGCCAAGAAUUCUAUGACACUUGUGCACAAUCGUUGCAGGUUUACUGAUAAACAGAUUGUGAGGCUCCAGGAGACGCCUGAUGAGAUCCCUGAAGGAGGGACACCACAUACUGUGAGUUUGUUGAUGCAUGACAAACUGGUUGAUGCUGGAAAACCAGGUGACAGAGUUGAGGUUACUGGGAUAUAUCGGGCUAUGAGCGUAAGAGUUGGACCAACACAGAGAACUGUAAAAUCAUUAUUCAAGACUUAUAUUGAUUGUCUGCAUAUAAAAAAGUCUGACAAGUCAAGAAUGCUGGCGGAGGAGCAGACUGAAGUUGAGAAUUCCUUGGGUGGAAAUUCAGAUGAGAUUCUUUUUGAUGAUAAGAAGGUGGAACAAUUGAAAGAGCUGGCUAAACAGCCUGACAUAUAUGAUCGCCUAACCAGAUCUUUGGCACCAAACAUCUGGGAGCUAGACGAUGUCAAAAAAGGCCUUCUUUGCCAGCUUUUUGGGGGAAAUGCUUUGAAGUUGCCAUCUGGUGCCAGGUUUCGUGGUGAUAUCAAUAUUCUUCUUGUUGGUGAUCCUGGAACCAGCAAGUCCCAGCUGCUCCAGUACAUACACAAGCUUGCUCCCCGUGGCAUAUACACUAGUGGAAGAGGGAGUUCUGCUGUUGGUUUGACUGCUUAUGUUGCAAAAGAUCCUGAAACAGGGGAAACUGUUUUAGAAAGUGGAGCCUUAGUUUUGAGUGAUCGAGGUAUUUGUUGCAUUGAUGAGUUUGACAAAAUGUCUGACAGUGCAAGGAGCAUGUUACACGAGGUGAUGGAGCAGCAAACUGUGUCAAUAGCGAAGGCAGGAAUUAUUGCCUCCCUUAAUGCUAGGACAUCAGUCCUGGCUUGUGCAAAUCCCAGUGGAUCUCGCUAUAAUCCUCGCUUGUCAGUAAUUGACAACAUACACCUUCCUCCUACCUUAUUAUCCAGGUUUGAUCUGAUCUACUUAAUCCUUGACAAGGCUGAUGAGCAGACUGACAGGCGCCUUGCAAAACAUAUUGUUGCCUUGCACUUUGAGAAUCCUGAGACUGUACAGCAGGAUGUUUUAGACCUUGCCACAUUGACUGCUUAUGUGGGAUAUGCUCGAAAGCAUAUUCACCCACAAUUAUCUGAUGAAGCUGCAGAGGAGUUGACUCGUGGCUAUGUAGAGUUGAGGAGGAGAGGAAAUUUUCCAGGCAGCAGCAAGAAGGUGAUAACAGCAACACCGAGGCAAAUUGAGAGUUUGAUACGUCUUAGUGAAGCUCUUGCUCGGAUUCGGUUUUCAGAAACUGUUGAAAAGCAUGAUGUGAUGGAGGCAUUUCGGCUUCUUGAAGUUGCAAUGCAACAAUCAGCAACAGAUCACUCCACUGGAACCAUCGACAUGGAUCUUAUUAAUACUGGAAUCUCGGCAAGUGAAAGAAUGAGAAGGGAAAAUCUAGUGGCAUCGGCUCGCAACUUUAUUAUGGAGAAGAUGCAACUCGGGGGACCCUCAAUGCGUUUAUUAGAGCUGCUGGAGGAGCUCAAGAAGCAGGGUUCUGGCGGCGAAAUCCACCUCAAUGAUCUGAGGAAUGCAAUGGCUACACUUGCAAGUGAGGGAUUUGUGGCUGUUCAGGGCGACAGUGUCAAAAGAGUAUGAUAGGAGAACGAAGACAUGUAUCGACCAAUUAUUGACAUUAAUGUAGGAUUUUCAGUGUCUUUGUCUUUUUUAAGAUGAUGAAUUGUAUGUAAAUUAUUUCCGUGCAGUCAUCUUUAAUGGGUGUUGUACACAGUUCUGAAGUAAGAAAAACGUAUUCGAGACUAAUUGGUGGAAAUUGUAUCGAUCCUUCUACAUCCCGUAUACUAGCGCCAAGUAGUACUUGGAUCCCUCUAUUUCCUAAAUGUCUAGGUUUCUUAUUUCGGCCAGCGCUUGAGUCGUGGCUUUUGUCCAUGUAUUAA
Messenger RNA from Argentina anserina (silverweed cinquefoil), 2819 nucleotides. RefSeq names its product DNA replication licensing factor MCM4. The coding region runs from base 46 to 2520 and encodes 824 amino acids. The transcript is spliced from 18 exons. The record is from RefSeq and is a predicted model, not a curated record. Gene Ontology annotation, molecular function: ATP hydrolysis activity; ATP binding; single-stranded DNA helicase activity. Gene Ontology annotation, cellular component: MCM complex; nucleus. Gene Ontology annotation, biological process: double-strand break repair via break-induced replication; mitotic DNA replication initiation; DNA strand elongation involved in DNA replication. NCBI's taxonomy places the organism in Eukaryota, Viridiplantae, Streptophyta, Magnoliopsida, Rosales, Rosaceae.